GUGAGCCUGGGGCAUUGCAGGAGGAGUAUAAAAAUGGGCCCUUCUCCUCACUCUCUCAUUCACUCCUCUCACCUCCAUCUCCUUGAGAACCAGGUGCACCUGCAGCCCCAAGCCAUGUCCUGCUACAGCCCGUGCCAGCCCUGCGGCCCCACCCCGCUGGCCAACAGCUGCAAUGAGCCCUGUGUCAGGCAGUGCCAGGACUCCACCGUGGCCAUCCAGCCCUCGCCUGUCGUGGUGACCCUGCCCGGCCCCAUCCUCAGCUCCUUCCCACAGAACACUGCCGUGGGAUCCUCCACCUCUGCUGCUGUUGGCAACAUCCUCAGCACUCAGGGAGUGCCCAUCAGCUCUGGGGGCUUUGGCCUCUCGGGCUUGGGCAGUGGCCUCUGUGGCAUCAGGGGCCUCCCCUGCUAAAGCUGCUGGCCGUGGCCCUGGGGAAGGAACCCAGGCACUGCCAGCAUGGAACCGGCCUGGGGACGCAGCAGCGGCUUGUUGCUUCCUGAGGGGCUGAGCAAGCCCAGCAGCCCUUGCAGAAGGACAGGGCCAGCCUGGGCUCUUGGCAAGCACAGCCCAGCCCUGCCUCUGCCCUCUGCCACUCUUCAUUUCCCUCCUGUGUCCUUGUUCCCUUGUGCUCCCCUGGGCUGUGAGCCCCACACAGCCGUCCUGGGGAGGACCUGCUGGCCCUCUCUGGAUCUGGCAGAUAAUCCCUGCUGGGAUCUCUGCCACAGCCAUGGGAUGAAAACUCCCAUGUGUCCCUGGUGCUUCCUGCGCUGGCUUCCUCUUUUGGAUUGACCUGUUUAUCUCUUCUGACACAUUAAAUUUCUGUUGCAUCCCAGCCCAUGCCUCUGUGUUAUCCUUUUCCCCACAGGCAUGAUCCAAAGAUGCCCAGCGGUUGAAUAGGUUUCUGGAGAGAUGAAUACUUGAUUUGAUUUCUGGGAACCCUGUAUUGGGAUGCACACCCCAGAUGAUGGAGGCCAGAUCCAUAUAGUGUUAAUCGUUGCGUUGUUCUCAAGUUCAUCUCCGGAGAGGAUUUAUGUCUUCUCGGAGCCACCCUUCUUUCUACUGCAAAUUUUAGUCCUUGCUUGAGUUUAGGGCAAGGGCGUUUACAAUUCCUGAACGUUUUUCCUUUUUUUAUUUCAAGCCUGACUGACUUUUACCGUAUACCUUAUAAAACGUGAAUUAUUUUACACCAUAGAUUACAAACACGAAUUAUUUCACCUAACAUAUCACACAAACACGAAUUAUUUCACAUCAUAUAUCACACCAGGCAAUGAUAUCCCUGUGACUCGGGCACCUGCCCCCCACAUGUGCUCCUCUUGGUCCAAGUUUUGUCUGGGGUGUUCUAACACCUCGCUGAGUUCUUUCUCCAGGUCAGUGCAGGGACACAUUCUGAGCUUACAGAUCUCCUGCUCUGGCUUCUGGUGCACCAGGAGACUAAAACAGCCCCAGACACAAGAUAAACACGACUGAGCACCCAAACAAUAACCAUUUAUUAUUGUUGCAAAAUGUGGAGCACGGAAAUUUUUCUUAAGAAAUUAUGUUCUUUGAUGUGUGAACUUUGAAUACUUUCAGGACUAAUCGACAAGACAAGCUCUCUUCCAACCUCGACAAUUCUGAUUCACUGGUCAGGGUCAGUUCAUAACCAGCGCCUAAAGGCUGCAGCAGUCCCAGUCAAAACCAGAAUGAGUCUAAGCUCAUUCUGUCUUAAAAGGGUUUAUUUCGGCUGAACAUUGCCUAACACCUCAGGGCAGUUUCAGGGUCCCAGGCCGGGACCACCGGCGGACCGACCCCACAGCCCAGCCCUGCCCGGGCCCACAGCCAAGCCCACAGCCCAGCCCAUCCCG
Molecule: messenger RNA, 1841 nt
Organism: Prinia subflava (tawny-flanked prinia)
Lineage: Eukaryota; Metazoa; Chordata; Aves; Passeriformes; Cisticolidae
Product: feather keratin 1-like
Exons: 2
Coding region: 34-411 (125 amino acids)
Cellular component (GO): intermediate filament
Molecular function (GO): structural constituent of cytoskeleton
Source: RefSeq, a predicted model, not a curated record